Molecule: messenger RNA, 1140 nt
Organism: Symbiodinium necroappetens
Lineage: Eukaryota; Dinophyceae; Suessiales; Symbiodiniaceae
Source: the annotation of a GenBank genome assembly
AUGGAGCAGAAAGGUCGCAAGAAAGACAAAACGGAGACAGCGUUUGACCGAUUGGAUGCCAUCAUCCAGGCCAGCCGAGUGAUGCCAACCAUUAUCCUCUUCGACGCAGUCUGGCAUUUGACUUUCGCUUGGCUAGAGCAAGUGAGCAAAGAUGCCUGCGCGUAUUUAAAAUCCACUUAUUUCGACCAGAUGAAGAGGGCCAGCUUGCAAGGGCAGUUCUGGUGCGGAGAACCCGUGUGGAAUUCCAACUCUUGCUGGUUUGCAGGGUUUUGGGCCGGUGUGACCGGAACAUACCCUGGCAGUGGGUCAGGCACACAGCCCCUGGAGUCCUUCCACGCGUACUGGCAAGACGCAGUCCGCAGCAGCGUUCGCUCUGACCCUCGGGCAAUUUUCGCCCGCAUGGAGAAACUGUUUCACGACGACUGGGCGAAGAAGUUCGAGUGGGAGGAGUCCCGUGUCUUCCAGACCUGGCCUCAGUACCCGGCGCAAGAACUUCUAAAUGGACAAGCGCUGCGCACCGCCGGGCGUUCUCCGGCCGUUGAUUUCUACACGGAGCGAGGGCGCAAGCUCUGCGGCCAGUGCAACCACUACAAGAUGUAUUGGCGCACAGACGCAACGACCACAGACGCGUCCGGCAAGGACGGCACAACCGUCUUCUAUGUCAUGCGCUGUUCAAAAGUUGGGGACGUGCUUCCAGCGCAAGCCACGAUCACAAAGGAGACAGCGGAGAGAGUGGUUGGCCUGAUCGCCAAGGAUGGCGCGGCCCUCAAAAACCAGCUCUUGCAGGCAGGCAUCCUGAAGUCCGAGAAUGGACAGGAGUCUUUGGAGCUUCCAGCGCUGCAGUUCUACCUGAACAAGCACUGUUGUGUGAUGAAAGGGCAUCUGCCAGAUUCCUGCUGGCCACGCCUCAGGCGCAGGUUGCAGACAGCCUUUCCAUCAGUAGUGUGCACGUGUCUAGAGUUCCUGCUGCAUGGCGAUUGUGAACACGUCGCGUUCAUCAAGGCCCUCGAAGGUGAGGGCAACGUAGACCUGCGCAACAUUCCAGUUGUUCGGACAGCCGGACGAAAGCGCAAGGCAGAUAACGCAGACAUUGCUCCAGAAGCAAAGAGUUCUAAGCAGAAGAGGAGGUCUCACAAGUGA